AUGUCAUCUCUCCUAGGAAGCAACAAGUUCAAUCCAGACACGGAUAUCCCUGAUUUGUAUGGCAAGAACUAUAUUGUCACUGGGGGUAGUGCUGGCGUUGGGUUUGGUAUUGCUGCCCAUCUGCUGCAGCAUCAUGCUGGAAGUGCCACAAUCCUAUCGAACAAGGAGGAACAUGCUCAAUCCGCACUCGAAGCGCUAAAGGAUUAUGGGGACGCCAGCAAGGCUCAUUGGGUGAAAUGCGACCUCGAAGAUCUCAAGUUCACGGAGAAGGUUGCCAAUGAGUUGGCGAGUUCCUCAGAGAAGCUCGACGGGCUCGUUCUCAACGCCGGCCUUGGUGUGGGAGUCUACAACGAGACCAAAGACAAACUCGAUUCGCAUUUCCAAGUUAAUCAUCUUUCGCAGUUUCUGCUGUUGCUGAAACUUGUUCCCCGAUUGCAAAACGCUCCAGGAUCCCGUGUGAUUUUCGAGUCAUCAGAGCUACACCGUGGUGCUGACGCCGAUGUGCAAUUCGAGAACGAAGCCGAGAUCAAUCGGGACAUUGGGCCCACCAAACUCUACAAUCGAACUAAACUUGCUUAG
Cladophialophora bantiana CBS 173.52 is the source of this 579-nucleotide messenger RNA. RefSeq lists its product as uncharacterized. The transcript is spliced from 3 exons. NCBI's taxonomy places the organism in Eukaryota, Fungi, Ascomycota, Eurotiomycetes, Chaetothyriales, Herpotrichiellaceae. Bases 1 to 579 code for a protein of 192 amino acids. The record is from RefSeq and is a predicted model, not a curated record.